Pungitius pungitius (ninespine stickleback) is the source of this 3427-nucleotide messenger RNA. It is a transcript of the gene prodha, whose product is annotated as proline dehydrogenase (oxidase) 1a. The record is from RefSeq and is a predicted model, not a curated record. Gene Ontology annotation, cellular component: mitochondrion. Lineage: Eukaryota; Metazoa; Chordata; Actinopteri; Perciformes; Gasterosteidae. The transcript is spliced from 14 exons. Gene Ontology annotation, molecular function: proline dehydrogenase activity; FAD binding. Bases 112 to 2187 code for a protein of 691 amino acids.
UUAACAUUCAUGUCAGUGAAAUUGGUGAAGAAGUUAAGAGCUGAAACCAAAAGCUAAACCAUACGAUGUAAUCACCAUUUAUUUGUGAAGAACAUACACAUAAAGUCAUGAAUGAAAAUGUUACCAGUCGGCUACAUUGCCAAUGCGUUGGUCUGUAACGCGGCUUUGAGGUCGAGAACACGAGUACGCGCAUCCACGGGUGCUAGGCGGCGCGCACCUCGCGCACUGUCAGAAACCACCGGCACGAAGAGAGGCGAGCUCGCGACUUCCGGCUGUGUAAAGCCGCUUCAGAUAACAGGGGGGGGGAAAAAACACAACAAAAACAUGUUGUACCCGAAGCUCGUGGCAUCUCUUCUCCGCUCAAACCCGCGAAACAAUAUCCGCGUGUCGGCCGGAAGAUGCCGGACCACGGCGGCGUCCCCCAAGAGCCGGGACGAGACGCAUCAACGCAUCGCCGGCUGCCCCGUGGUGGAAGCGGCGCCUGUCGAGCUCAUCAGCGGCACCAGACACGCCGAAAGCCCGCCACGGAGCGCGGUCCACGUCGACUUCGAGAACACGCAGGAGGCCUACCGGAGCAAAGGGAACGUCGAGCUGCUCCGGAGUCUGCUGGUCUUCAAGCUGUGUACCAUCGACGUCCUCGUUGAGAAGAACAAAGAGCUGAUGGAUCUGACCAAGAAGGUGCUCGGUCAGUGGAUGUUUGAGAAGCUGAUGAAAAUGACCUUCUACGGCCAGUUUGUGGCGGGGGAAGAUCACAACUCCAUCAAGCCUUUAAUUCAGAAGAACCGGGCCUUUGGAGUUGGGGCAGUUCUGGACUAUAGUGUCGAAGAGGACUUGACACAAGAAGAAGCUGAGAAGAAGGAAAUGGAUGCAUGCGUUUCUGAAGCAGAGAAAGAAAGCUCAGUGGAUCGUCGUGAGAAGAAGUACAAAGCCCAUCGCCAGUUCGGGGACAGGCGUGGAGGGGUCACUGGUGCUCGCACAUACUUCUAUGCAGAUGAGUCCAAGUGUGACAAGCAAAUGGAGACGUUCAUUAACUGCAUCAGAGCCUCUGGGGGAGCUUCAACAGAUGGAUUUUCAGCCAUCAAAAUGACUGCUCUUGGACGCCCACAGUUCCUUCUCCAGUUUUCAGAAGUCCUGGUUAAAUGGAGACAGUUUUUUAACUUCCUCUCAGCGCAGCAGGGAAAAUCUGACAUGACGGUAUUGGAUCAGAAGCUGGAGCUGGAGCAGCUGAAGGAGAGUCUAAGCGCGAUGGGUGUUGGAGCCGUGGAUGACAAAGAGAACUGGUUUACAGGAGAGAAGCUGGGUUUGUCUGGAACGAUCGACCUGCUGGACUGGAACGGUUUAAUCGACGAUACAACAAAAAUCUCCAAUCUGCUGAUGGUGCCAAACCUUCAGACGGGGCACCUGGAGCCUUUGUUGAACAAGUUCACAGCCGAGGAGGAGAGGCAGAUGAAGAGAAUGUUGCAGAGAGUGGACGUUCUGGCCAAGCAUGCCGUGGAGAACGGGGUGCGGCUCAUGGUGGACGCCGAGCAGACGUACUUCCAACCAGCGAUCAGUCGACUGGCCCUGGAAAUGCAGAGGAAAUUUAACCGGGAAAAGCCAAUCAUUUUUAACACUUACCAGUGUUACCUCAAGGAAGCCUAUGACAAUGUAACUGUGGAUGUUGAGCUGUCCCGACGGGAGGGCUGGUACUUUGGUGCCAAACUGGUUCGUGGGGCCUACAUGUACCAAGAGAGAAACCGGGCCAAAGAGAUUGGCUACGAAGACCCAAUAAACCCAGACUACGAGGCCACCAACAGGAUGUAUCACAAGUGUUUGGAGUUUGUGCUGGAGGAGAUCGAUCAAAGCCGGAAAGCAAAUAUCAUGGUUGCUACUCACAACGAGGAAACGGUGAAAUACACCCUUGAGAAGAUGAAUGAGAUGCGGCUUUUACCCACAGAGAAUAAAGUUUACUUUGGACAGCUGCUGGGGAUGUGUGACCAGAUCAGCUUCCCGCUAGGUCAAGCAGGUUUCCCGGUCUACAAGUACGUUCCAUAUGGCCCGGUCAACGAGGUCAUUCCUUAUCUGUCUCGCCGUGCUCAAGAGAACCGCGGCUUCAUGAAGGGAUCCCAGAGGGAGCGCAGCCUGCUGUGGAAGGAGCUGAGACGCAGGGUGCUGGGGGGGCAGAUCUUCUACACGCCGGCCUACUGAGUCGCAGCACCGCAACGUCUGAACUGCAGAGCAUUCACUUCUGUAAAGGGGGGGGGGGAUUAAUGUCCUUCUUCGGCUUGUUGGGCUGGGAAGUGACGAUUUGCCUCAAAAUGUUGGUGAGUUAACUAAAAUAAUGUGAUCGUAAUCCUGAGAAUUUAAACAACAUCUGAAACUUUUUUUAAAGCAAAUGUUUAUGCCUCUGAACAUGAAUCUUCUCUUUUAAUAUACAGCAUGGCGUUUUGUUCUGUAGAGGCAAGGAGAGAAUAUCUUGAACGUAUGGUUACCAAAGGGGGAGUGCUUGUAUAUAUAUCUUUAUAUAUACAUUUAUAGAUCCUUUGUAUGUUUUGAUGUUGAUCUCUGCUGAAUGAUAAGCUAAACUGGAAUCAAUCACCCUCUGUACAACUAAGUCUACUUUUGUAACUGUUCACUCCUCUGACUGACUUUUAGCUUAUUUAUUGAUGAUGCCAUGUGUCGAAUUACAAUCCAUCCAUUAGCUAAUUAUUUAGCAGUAUAGUGUUUUUGGUUUUUCUGUUGAUAUGCAAACAAGCCAAACACCUGCAAGGUGUGAGUGACUAUUUGCAGUAGCUGACCUUCAUUUGGCCUCAGACCCGACAAACCUGCCGGCUCAGUACGAGGCUGAAGUGCUCAGUGUCUGACCCACUCCAUGCUUUUAAUGCUUGACAUGUGCCAGAUGGUCCUGACUUCAUAUUUUACUGACAUCCAGAUCAUCUGCUGUUUAUCAAAGAACAAUAGCAACAGGUGCUCAAAGCACAAAGGCAGGAAUUAAAGGUGUAUACAUUUUCCAAAAACAUACCCCAGUUACUGGCUUUCUGAAGAAAGCUGCACAAAAAGAACAGGAAUAUCUACAUUGUUGCAUAAACUGUGUUCAGUUUCAUUGAGUUGAAUGGAAGUCAUGGAAAACAUCUUUUGAAUUGAAAUGGUUUUAAUACUGGAAGACAAUACUGUCAAAUGGCCUUUCAAUGCCCGUGGUGUGGAGGAAGGAGUUUGUGUUGUUGAAGCUAUUUGUUUUUAAAUUGGAUUUUAAAAAUGAGGUUCAUUUACACUGUUACACGUGGGUUUGAUUUAAAUGCAUUUCCUGAUGUUUUUCUUUGUGUUUGGUUUUCUCAUCGCUGCUGUUUGAGUGUACUAUAUUUUGUACAGUUAUAUAAUAUAUGUAAUCAUUUAACGCAAUCAAAUAAAGUUAAAAUAACAUUAAAAUAAACCUCUUUUUGCAACUGCG